AGGGGCUUUUGUCUUUUCCGGGUUUAUUUAUCCUCCAAAACUUCUAAGGAGCCGCUGAAAGCUGCAUACUGAUUUUUUACAUAAUAUUAAUAUUUUUUCUCCAAUCCUAGAACGCUGAGUACACAAGCACUGACUUUUUAACUACUUCGUAGUAAAAAGAAAAAGAAGAUCAUAUUAAGGCGAGAUUUAUUUGGUAACAAAGACACGACCUCGAUUUGCAUUUGUCGCUCAAAAUAAGCAUAUUUGUUUUUCAGACCGUUGAGUGCUGGGAGGUGUUUUAUUCGCUUCGAUCGUUUCUUGUCCGAGGCAUCCUGCUAAAAAAACCGUGGCUUCCGUGUUUGUAUGUUAGUCACGAAGGAAAUCAAUAUUAUUGCUCUAUAUAACAAGUAGGCUCUCGCCCUCUACUUCUACGUUCUUUCUUGCUGCCAGUGCAAACGAGAAGCAGAAGCAGCAUAGAAUUAGAGCAUCGCGCCCGGUGCCGUUCGUCGCAGUUAUUAAGUAGUAGUCAUUCACUCACUCAAUUCAGUGUAUUAUCGGCAAAAAAAUGGCCCGCAGCUUCCUUCGUAGCGUCCUUGCAACUUCUGCCAGUGGAGGUUGCGUGUCUGUCUUCUACUUGCACGGAGAACUAUUUUUCGCAGCGCUGCUGAAAGUAUGGCGUGCUUAGACGUGACAAACUCAAGUGUUACAAAUAGAAUUAUGGAAACCUGCUAAAAGUCCAGCAUCUAGCCUGUUGUCACAGAUAAAUUGACGCGCAUGACAAGUUCAGGAGCUUCAAACCCGAUGAGAAUCUGGCGAAAUCUGUAUUGCGAAAAGCGCAGAGCUCUGGCUGCAUCCAUGACCAUGUUCCUCAUGCUCUUUAUUCAAUGCGAAAUCCAGAUUCUAUUGCAACGCUUGAGAUUGUCACACCUAAGCAGUUCAUAGGGAGGACAGGGAACUUCUGAAACGACGCGAGGCACUACCAGCUACUUUCUCCCGGCUGUGGCGGCCGUGCAGUUGCGGUCGUCUGCUGGGCCCGCAAGCAGGAGCAACAAUAGCGGCAAGGGCAACAAGAUGGGAGCUGGCGCGCUCGAUGAAGGGAACAGGACGGGGGGAGGAGGCAGCGGCGGGGACGUUCCUCGCGGCAGCCAGGAGGGGGCUGAUGAAUCUACCAAAAGUGGCGAAGGCUCCGAGGUGCUAAAUCUGCUAGCCGCAGGAAAGCUAGAGGAGGCGACCAAGUGUUUUUUCAGAAUGCUGGAGGGAAACGAGAGCCGCCGGCCUGGGGACCACGAAUACAAAUCGUUGCGAAAGGCGCUUUUCCGGCAAAGGGAUGUGGAUGGCGCCGAGAAAUUGCUCAAGGCCUGGUCCAGAAGAAGGGACCACACCAGGCAUUGCGCAAGGCCUUUAUCGCCCGGGCCCCAGAGUCGGCCGGCGGCGACGUCUCCUCAUCACUCUACGUCGCGCGUGGGAUGCGGGAAAGGCGAAAUUGCAGCCGGAGAACCGAUUACGCAUUGCAAAUAUGUGUGCGCCUGGAAGAGUGUGAGAUUUGUCAUGCGUGUCGCCGACGACCGCAGCCGCAAGCGCAAUCACUCUCUGGAAUGCGUGCGGAAGCAUCGCAGAUCUUGUUGCGAGACCCUCCUCAUGCCUACGCAUGAAAACUCCGCCUGUUGUCUAGCCAGAACUUGGCAAAUGUUGGCGCUCAUGCAAUACAGAUUGUUUUGAGAUCCUCGAGACCGAGCACCAUGAAAAGCUCCAUUCUUCCCGACCCAGACACAUUUGCAAUGCAUACGUGGCGCUGAUUGUCGUUCGAUAAAGGGAACGGGACGCGGACGAGGCAGCGGCGGCAAAGGUGGCGGCACAGGGCCGGAGUCUCGUCGUAGAUCCACGUCGCGCGUGGGACGCGGGAAAGGUGGAAGUGCAGCUGGAGGACCGAUUCCGAUUUCCAUCAGCGAGAGCCUGGCUGGCGGGGAAGCGGAGCAUGCAGCUGGAGGACCGAUUUCGAUUUCCAUCAGCGAGAGCCUGGCUGGCGGGGGAGCGGAGCAUGCAGCUGGAGCGGGACCGCUUAUGCGUUCCACAGGCGACGGCCUGUCUGUCGGGAAAGGUGGAAAUGCAGCUGGGGGACCGGUUAUGCAUUGCAAAUAUGUGUAUGUCUGGGUCUGGAAGAUGAGUGCGAGAUUUGUCAUGCGCGGACCGCACGCAUUCACAUUGUCUGGAAUGCGUGCAGGAACAUCGCAGAUCUGGCGAGACGACCCUCCUCAUGCAUUUGCAUAUUGAUUAUAUUCCGCAUGAAAAAUCCGCCUGGUGUCGGCAAAUUUUGGCGUUCAUGCAACACAGAUUUUUAUUUUGAGAUCGAGACUGAGCACCAUGAAAAGCUUUAAUCUUGUUCCAGACCCAGACACAUUUGCAACGCAUACGUGGCGCUCGCGACUGUGCUCGUUGUAUCAAGUGCAAGUUGUAUGUCUGGGUCUGGAGGCGCGCAAGCUUCUUGUCAUGCUUGUCUCACAUGACCCUGAAAUGUCUAAUGCAUGAACAGGAAAGCAGCAUCUUACCUGUCAUGCAAAAAUGCAGUUUUUCAUUUGGGAAGCGCAAUACAUAAAGGCUAAGAAUAAACUUGUUAUGCGCGGCUGCGUAACGCAGUGCGCCCACCAUUCACAAACCUGCUCACAAGUUCCCGGAUCCAGACAUGCUUGCAGCUCAUACAACCGACAAGCAAAUACACUGGAUUAUUCAAGACACCGGUUUCGAUGUUUGGGACGCAGAUGCAAAAAUGCACCGAGGAGGGCGAUGCUCUCGGCGCAGAUAGCAUCUUCAACAGCAUGCUAACCGUGGCGCCGAGUGUCCACGAGUGCAACUUGCUCAUGAAGAAGCACGCUAGAUGUGGCGACGGCCCGAGCGCCGAAAGAGUUCUUGGCCAAAUGAUGGCGACAGGCGUGAAACCGAACCAACGCAGCUACAACAUUGCGAUCAGCGCUUAUGCGAAAUGUGGCAACGCUGAGGACGCGGAGCGGCUUCUGGAAAGUAUGCAGAGCGCAGGCCUGCGCCCGAACGUCGUCAGCUACAGCACCCUGAUGGACGCUUACCGGAAAAGCGGCAAUGCUGAGGGCGCAGAGGAGACCCUACAAAAGAUGAUCGACUCAGGUGUGGCGCCGAACGUCGUCAGCUACAGCACCCUGAUGGACGCUUGCGCAAAAAGCGGCAACGUUGCGGGCACAGAGGAGGCCCUACAAAGGAUGAUCGACGCAGGCGUGGCACCGGAUGGCGCCGCCUACAACACUUUGAUCAGUUCCUACGCUAGGAGCGGAAAUGUUGAAGCCGCGGAGGCAGCUUUCAUAAGGAUGGAGACUGCAGGCUUGAAACCGAACGAAAUCAGCUACAGUGCCGUGAUUGACGCUUACGCGAAGAGGGGCGAUGCUGAGGGCGCAGAGAGGGUUCUGGAAAAAUUGGAGCGCGCGCCAGGCCUGCGCCCGGACGUCGUCAGCUACAACACCGUGAUUGGCGCUUACGCGAAGAGGGGCGAUGUUGAGGGCGCAGAGAGGGCUCUGGAAAAAUUGGAGCGCGCGCCAGGCCUGCGCCCAAACGUCGUCAGCUACAGCACCCUGAUGGACGCUUACGCGAAAAGCGGCAAUGCUGAGGGCGCAGAGGAGGCCCUACAAAAGAUGGUCGACGCAGGUAUGGCGCCGAACGCCGUCAGCUACAACACCCUGAUGAGCGCUUGCGCAAAAUGUGGCAACUGGAAGGGCGCAGAGGCCUCCCUACGGAGGAUGACUGAAGUAGGCGUGAAGCCGAAUGCCUUCGCCUACAACAUUUUGGCCACUGCCCACGCUAAGAGUGGCAAUGCUGAGGGCGCAAAGAGGGCGCUGGAGAAGAUGGAGCGCGCAGGCCUGCGCCCGGACGUCGUCAGCUACAACAUUUUGGCCAAUGCCCGCGCUAAGGGUGGCAAUACCCAAGCCGCGGAGGAAACUCUGACAGAGAUGGAGGCCGCAGGCCUGCAGCCGGACGUCUUCACCUUUACCGCGGUAAUGAGCGCGUUCGCCGAGGGAGGCAACCCCGAGGGUGUGGAGCGUAUUUUCGAAAGGAUGAACCGCGCGGGGGUGGUGCGGGAUGUCGGUCCCUACAACGUUAUGAUAAGGGCGCACGUAAAAAACGCGGGCCGCGACGCGAGAAGCGACAUUGAGAUCAGCGAGGACCUUGCGAGAGUCUUAGAGCAGCUCUCUCAGGACGAACAUGUGGGAGGGCCUGACGCAACGACCUUCCUUUUCCUUUUCAAUUACUAUGUGGAGAAUGGCCAGCAAGAGCGCGCCAGACAACUUCUCGACUUGAUGAACCAAGCGCUCCUUUAAGUUAUAGUGUGGCUCUGACUUCUUCAUCUCUAUCGCCAUCCAUGAUGUGCAAUAGCGUCAUCAUCCGACUACAGACAUUUUCCAAUACUCGCUUGCAUUUUGUCGCGUUACAUCAAUCAGGAUAAGAAUGUCCUCGAUUUCGCAUGUGGUUGCACUAGGUAGCUCGAACUAUCUGUGUGUGAUUGCUUACUGCCAGACAAAGUUAUCGCAGGACACGCCUCUUUAUUCUCGCUGAUGUCUUUUCUAUCAUCUUUAUCUUUAUUGAUUUCAUAAUUAGUUUUGCCAAACUUCCCUUUGGGAUUUUAGUUUUCAACAUGAUUAGUUUUGACAAGUUAUAGCUAUUUUGUUUUUUCAACAUUUACUAGUUUUGAUUUUAUUUUUACCACAUUGCCGAAGAAGCGAGCACCCGAUUGAUUUUACCACAUUCCCGCUGCGGAAGAAUCAAAGCGAUUUGCGUUCCGAGAGAAGCACUGUCUAUGAGAAGCAAGUGCAGUAGCAGUUGCGAAGUAUUAUAAUCUGUCACGUCGGAUGAACGUAUAAAACAGAUAAUUAGACUAGCUCUUAGAUUUGUCAUCCGACUCGCCUGGUUCCCCUGCUAGUCUAGUGAUCUGCCUAGUUUCCUUUAAGGUUUAAAAGCAAAAGAAGGUCAUAGAGUAGCGAUGUAAUUUGUAAUGCACUACACGAGCGGAAAUUGCUGCUUUUGCCUUCAUCCGACUCGCCUGGUUCCCCUGCUAGUCUAGUGAUCUGCCUAGUUUCCUUUAAGGUUUGAUAGCAAAAGAAGGCCAGAAAAUAGCGAUGCAAUUUGUAAUGCGCUACACGAGCGGAAACUGCUGCUUUUGCCUUCAUCCGACUCGCCUGGUUCCCCUGCUAGUCUAGUGAUCUGCCUAGUUUCCUUUAAGGUUUGAAAGCAAAAGAAGGUCAUAAAGUAGCGACGUAAUUUGUAAUGCACUACACGAGCGGAAGCUGCUGCUUUUGCCUUCAUCCGACUCGCCUGGUCCCCUUGCUAGUCUAGUGAUCUGCCUCGUUUUCCUUUAAGGUUUGAAAGCAAAAGAAGGCCAUAACGACGAACGACUUAUACUAGCGAACGACUGCACUUUGAAAAUGAUCUAUUUGUAAGCUCAUACGUACCGCCUAGCUCCACUCUAUUUCUAUGUUUUUGCACUGUCUUGUACUUGCUCUGCUUUGCUUGUGUUUUGAAUUCUGGCUGACACCUGAACUACUAUGUGGAGAAUGGCCAGCAAGAGCGCGCCAGACAACUUCUCGACCUGAUGAAGCAAGCGCUCCUUUAAGUUAUUAUAGUAUGGCUCUGACUUCAUCUCUAUCGCUAUCCAUGCUGUGCAAUAACGUCCCCAUCCCGGUGGAGUUGUCAUGCAAACCUGCAUGCCUAAAAGGCUCAUGGUCAUGCGCAGCCACAUGACAGACAUUUUCUAAAUAUUAUCUGGGAGUUUGUCGCGUUCGAAUCAGGAUAAGAGUGUCCUCGAUUUCGCAUGCGGUUGCACUAGGUAGCCCAAACUAUCUGUGUGUGAUUGCUUACUGCCAGACAAAGUUAUCGUAGGACGCGCCUCUUUAUUCUCGCUGAUGUCUUUUCUAUCAUCUUUAUCUAUAUUGAUUUCAUAGCUAGUUUUGCCACACUUUCCUUUGGGAUUUUUGUUUUCAACAUAAUUAGUUUUGCCAAGUUACUUAUAGCUAUUUUGUUUUUUCAACAUUUAUUAGUUUUGAUUUUUACCACAUUGCCGAAGAAGCGAGCACCCGAUUGAUUUUACCACAUUGCCUCUGCGGGAGAAUUAAAGCGAUUUGCGUUCCGAAAGAAGCACUGUCUAUGAGAAGCAAGUGCAGUUGCGAAGUAUUAUAAUCUGUCACGUCGGAACUAUAAAACAGAUUAGAUUAUCUCUUGGAUUUGAUGUUGUGUGAUUUUUUACAAAACACAAACAGAAGUAACUGCCUGCAGUAGAAAAUGAUAUCAACAUAUUAACAACAAGACACCUUUUUGGAACGGGACUCAGUGCAGCCGUGGAGUUAUCUGCCAAAAAAGACUGAAACAUCUGAGAGGUGGCUGAAGACACCCAGGGCGACAAGGGUACCCAGGGCGGUAGGCUUUGAGCAUGAUUUUCGGUCUUGAUACUCAAAGCAAUACUUUAGAACUUGGCUAGAUAUCAUAGGCAACGACAUGUGUGAGCACGCGAGGAAGCAGGAUGAGAUUACAAAAAAGUAGAACUACUUGAGUCGUUGUUGUGCUAUACAGAUCGCUCAACACAGUCGCGCAGCACAGCUAUCGAAUCGCUCACAAUCGUGCUAACACUACUAGCACGAAAAACCCGAAAUACCUAUGCUACGUGAACCAUUCAGGUGCAUUACAAAGUAUUUAUUUUGUUAUCACUCAGAAGGGUCAAGCUGAAGUGAUUUUUUGAAUCGCAGACCUUCAUGCAAGAGAAGUAAGGGGAUGAAAUAAAGCGACUUUGAGAUGUUGUGGGGACGGGACGAGAGCAUAGUCGUGAUUGGCGGAGCCUCUUACUCUAACCCUCGAUAGACAGACGCUAGACGUUGUGUUAGUUUUGCAAUUGUUUUGGAAAAAAUCGAAU
Molecule: messenger RNA, 6895 nt
Organism: Amoebophrya sp. A120
Lineage: Eukaryota; Dinophyceae; Syndiniales; Amoebophryaceae
Source: the annotation of a GenBank genome assembly